Drosophila novamexicana is the source of this 1495-nucleotide messenger RNA. Its product is annotated as myb/SANT-like DNA-binding domain-containing protein 4. The transcript has 4 exons. The coding region runs from base 21 to 731 and encodes 236 amino acids. The record is from RefSeq and is a predicted model, not a curated record. Lineage: Eukaryota; Metazoa; Arthropoda; Insecta; Diptera; Drosophilidae.
UGUGUGCGGAAAAUUGAAAAAUGUCGAGCGAGGAAAAGAAAAAAAGAGGCAAAAAUUUUACGGCAGAGGAGGAACAAGUUCUCAUGGAGCUGCUGGAAGAAAGAAAGAAUAUCCUGGAGAAUAAAAAGUCCGACGCAGCUACCUGGAAACAGAAAGAGCAGGCCUGGGAAGAAAUGGCAGACACCUUUUACACCAGAACAGGCAUUCGGCGCGAAUGGAAGGCACUAAGAGACAAGUUUAUAAACAUGAAAAGGAGGUCCAAGGUUGAACUGGGUGAGGACAAGACCCACAGUUUUCGCAUGGGAACAGGAAAGUUUAUUGCCCUGAUGGGGGAGUCAACAGCAGGCUUAAGCAACCAAUUCGACAGCGAUGCCUCCAAUGUGCCCAAUGACAUGAACUUCGAGGGGGAAGAUGACAUGUUUGCAAGUUCCACAGAUGCGCACGAUGUCGCCAAUAUUUCUGCACACAAGGAAGUCAUGGCAAGCACAAGUGUCGACUGGCCCAGUUGGAACCCAAGAACCCUGCGCAGCUUGGAUGAGGAAAAGAUUAAAUUGGUGUUGCUUCAGCAAGACUUUUAUAAAGGCGAAAAUUUGCGAGCGCAAGAAAAACAUGAUCACGAAAUGCUUAAAGAGAAAAUUAAGCUGGAUCAGGAAGUACAAGAGGGAAAACUGCGAAUUGAAAUGAUGGAAUUGGAAAUCCUGGAGAAACGAGCUAGACUAGAUUUAAAAUAGGAGGCAUUUCAUCUCGUUUGUUGCGCUAUAAAAAAUGAUUUGAUUAUCAAUCUUUAAGUAAUAAAGAAAACAAAACAGCUUCGGAGUGCCGGAGACCUAGUACCCUUGCAGAUAUACAUAUAAACAGAGCUGUCGGAAUCUGCUUUUAUAUUACAGAGCUCCAUAUUUUUGUAUUAUUUGUUUUCUUAAAUCAACCUGUUAUUUUUUAUUACAACGAUUUGUUUUAGUAACGCGUUUUGGCCGGAUCCAAUAUAAAAAUGUACAUAUUUUUAAGACUCGCAGACGAAAAUGAGCGCAAACUGACUUGACUAUAUCCACUCAGCUGGUCGUCGUAAUUAAAAAUAGUUUAUGGGCUCAAACUAUUAGCCCUUAUUGGGCUAUGCAUACAUUUCGUCAAAUGCAAGGGUAUAAUAACUAGGCCGAAUUAUGUUUAUGGAUAAGCUAAAUAAAUUUCGAAAUAAGUUAGUAUUAACCAUGUCUAUCACCUGAGUCAUUAUUUUGUGUGUUAUAGUGGGAAUCCCCUAAUAUAUUAGGCCCACCUGAUGGUACUUUUCACCCAAAGAACUCGAAGCUGGUUAUCUGAUCCCAAUACUUCUUUUUAAAGAAGCGAGUUGUGGAAGUUCACCUGCAAACAUUGUAUGACUAGCUCUGGAGCUAAUAAGUUAAGCUAAGCUCUCAGUAAUGUAAUGCUCGGCAUAUUUAUUUUGCCAAACACUAGUUUUGACUAUCGGCUUUUGGUAAAUUCGUCUGCAUGGAUAAUGGUA